Molecule: messenger RNA, 3942 nt
Organism: Prosopis cineraria
Lineage: Eukaryota; Viridiplantae; Streptophyta; Magnoliopsida; Fabales; Fabaceae
Product: probable serine/threonine protein kinase IRE
Biological process (GO): peptidyl-serine phosphorylation; intracellular signal transduction
Molecular function (GO): protein serine/threonine kinase activity; ATP binding
Source: RefSeq, a predicted model, not a curated record
AAGAACCUCCAAACUGAUGAUCGAUGUCGAGCAAUUCGCUGCCGCCAUCGCAUCUCUCUAAUACAUCGCCGACGAACCCUACCGGCUAUGAUUCCACUUCGAAGAUAUCAUCGCCGGCAUCCUCCAGAGCCAAGCUCCAGAAAAGUCCUCCGAUUCCGAAUCGGUGGACUGCGAUAGAGGAUGAAGGCGAGCAAAGGAACGAGGAGGCGGUACGUAAACUAGAACAGGAGCGAACCGAAGAAGCUAAUCCUACGAUUUUGCUUGCAUCCUCUUUAGGGCUCAAUCACAUUCGGACUCGCUCGGCUUCUUCGCCUCUUCGGUUUCCGUCCUUGGCUGGCGCGUCUCCCAGUUCGAGCAAGGAUUGCAUCGGAACUGAGGAUCGAAUUGUAGUUUCAACGGAUUUGGGAAAGAGAAUAUAUGGAACUCAAAGUAAAUUAUCGAGAGCUCCUUCCCAUGCUGUUCCUCUCACGCAGGGUAACGAUGACAUAUUUGCCAAAGAAUUGCAGUCCCCGCGCGUUCAAGCAAUACUGCGCGUCACAAGUGGACGCAAGAAGAAACCUAUCGAUUUCAAAAGCUACUCUCAUGAGCUCAACUCAAGAGGAGUCAAAGCUUUCCCAGUUUGGAAACAUCGUGUAUUCGGGCAUAUCGAGGAGGUUGAGGUUGCAAUCAGAACUAAGUUUGGAAAGCUGAAGGAAGAAGUAGAUUCUGACCUAAUUGCUUUUGCCGGAGAUUUGGUGGGACUACUGGAAAAAACUUUGGGGUCUCAUCCUGAAUGUAGAGAGAGCUUGGAGGAUCUGUUAAUUGUUGCCCAACAAUGUGCAAUGAUGUCGCCCAGCGAGUUUUGGAUGAACUGCGAAGCCAUUGUUCAGAAUUUAGAUGACAGGCGUCAAGAGUUACCGAUGGGGAUUCUCAAGCAAGCUCAUACACGCCUACUGUUUAUCCUCACUCGAUGCACACGUCUCGUGCAGUUCAACAAAGAGAAUGGCUAUGAACAAGCCAUUCUGGGUCUUCACCAACUCAGUGAUCUUGGCAUUUAUAGAGAGCAAAUUUUGCAUGCUGUAGAACAUAAAUCCAUUGGUGGAGGAAACGAGAUGGCUGAGGAACAGCGAACCAAGUCUGCAGUUAAAGAACCAGACAGUCAGAUAACUCAAAUUCAAACUGAUCGGAAUGUGAAUACUGCAACUGACACUUCCAGAAGUGGUGAUUCAACUGGAAGCGGCUAUAAGAUUUCAUCCUGGAAAAAGUUUCCUAGUCAUAUUGAGAAAAAGAGUGAAUAUAAAGGUCAGGAUGCCGAAGAUUUGCCGUCGAAGGAAGAACAGGAUCAGGUUCAUGUCAAGAAAGAAAAUGUCGAAAACGUGGAUACUGAUUCAUCCAAUCCUGAACAGUCAGAACUAUCCUCCAGAGCUCAAAAGGUACACUGGGGAUUCUGGGGAGAUCCCCACAAUCUAACAUAUGAGAACUCAAUGAUCUGCAGAAUAUGUGAGGUUGAAAUACCAAUUGUGUAUGUGGAGGAGCACUCUCAAAUAUGCACUAUUGCCGAUAGAUGUGAUUUAAAAGGUCUUAACGUGAAUGAACGGCUUGAAAGAUUUGCCGAAACUAUUGAAAAGAUAAUCGAAUCAUGGACACCAAGAAGCACACCUAAAAGCACCCCAAAAAGUACCCCAAAAAGUACCGACGGUCCUGGAGAAAGCUUUGAGAAUGCGAGAGUAUCUACUUCAAGUUUGCAUGAUGAGUUCAAUGAUUUAUCUCUCGUGAGAAACAGCUUAUCUCGUCGAGGCUCAGAAGACAUGCUUGAUUCUGUUCCCGAAGCUGACAAUACUUUUAUUAAGGAUGAUCUGAACCUUUUGCCAAAGUGUCAUAUGUCUUCAGUCGGAAGCUUGACACCCAGAUCACCAUUAUUAACCCCACGAACAAGUCAGAUAGAAAUGUUAUUAAGUGGGCGAAGAACAAUAUUGGAACUAGAGAGUUAUUUCCAGAUUAACAAACUAGUGGAAAUUGCUCGUUCUGUUGCAAAUGUGAAUGACUACAGAUCUUUGAACUAUGUAAGUCGUCGCGUAGAAGAACUUAAUCUCACCAUUCAGGACAGAAAGGUCGAUGCUCUCAUUGUUGAAACUUUUGGGCGACGCAUAGAGACUCUCUUGUCGGAAAAAUAUUUAUCUCUUUGCGAUCAACUAGACAACGAAAAGGUAGACUCAUCGAAUGGCUUGGUUGAAGAAGAGAGUUCAGUGGAAGAUGAUACUAUUCGAAGCCUUCGUGCUAGCCCAAUUCACCAUUGUUCUAGGGAUCGAACCUCCAUCGAAGACUUCGAAAUAAUAAAACCAAUAAGCCGAGGUGCAUUCGGACGAGUUUUCCUAGCCAGGAAAAGAGCAACCGGAGAUUUGUUUGCCAUAAAGGUUCUGAAAAAGGCUGAUAUGAUCCGCAAAAAUGCAGUUGAAAGUAUUUUGGCUGAGCGAGACAUCCUUAUAUCAGUUCGAAAUCCCUUUGUGGUUCGAUUUUUCUACUCUUUCACUUGUAGGGAAAAUCUUUAUUUGGUUAUGGAAUUUUUAAAUGGUGGAGACCUUUACUCUCUAUUGAGAAAUCUAGGUUGUUUAGAUGAAGAUAUGGCACGUGUAUAUAUUGCCGAAGUUGUGCUUGCAUUGGAGUAUUUACAUUCCUUACAUGUAAUUCAUAGAGACUUGAAGCCUGAUAACUUGUUGAUUGGCCAAGAUGGUCACAUCAAGUUGACAGAUUUUGGGCUCUCCAAGGUUGGUCUUAUUCACAGCACGGAUGACUUAUCAACUUCAUCAUUUUCUACUGAUGAUCUUGUAGGAAAUGAUGAACCAAAAAAAGAUCGUUCUUCAAAAGUCGAACAACGUCAAAAGCAGUCAGUUGUUGGCACCCCAGAUUAUUUGGCACCUGAAAUACUUCUCGGCAUGGGACAUGGUGCAACUGCAGAUUGGUGGUCUGUGGGUAUCAUCCUUUAUGAGCUCCUUGUGGGUAUUCCACCAUUUAAUGCAGAACAUCCGCACCAAAUUUUUGACAAAAUAAUUAACAGAGACAUACAGUGGCCAAAUGUACCUGAGGAGAUGAGCUAUGAAGCAUGUGAUUUGAUUGACAAAUUACUCGCAGAAAAUCCGGUCCAAAGAUUGGGAGCAACAGGAGCUGGUGAGGUUAAAAGUCACCCUUUCUUUAAGGACAUUAAUUGGGAUACCCUAGCAAGACAGAAGGCUGCGUUCAUACCAGCAGCUGAAAAUCAUGACACAAGUUAUUUCAUGAGCCGCUACAUUUGGAACCCAGAGGAUGAACAUCUUACUGGAGGUAGCGAUUUUGAUGACCUGACUGAUUCUUGCUUCAGUGGUUCAGGCAGCGACUUUAUAGAUGAAGAUGGGGAUGAAUGUGGUAGCUUAGCAGAUUUUAGUGGACCACCUCCUGAAGUGCAGUACUCAUUUAGUAAUUUCUCUUUUAAGAACUUGUCUCAGUUAGCAUCUAUCAAUUAUGAUUUGGUGAUCAAGAAUGCCAAAGAAUCAUCCGAUGAUUCCAAACCAUCUGCUUCGUGACAAAUCUGGAGGGUGAAGUUCCACCUUAUACAGCUUUGUGAUUUUAGAAGGGACUUCAAUCAGGUGAUUCCUCAGAGAAAAAAGAUAAAAAUUUCUUUGAAAUUGCAGUAGUCUGGAGUGCACACUGGUCUGGCUUAUGUUAGAAUAGUAUCGUGUUGCUCCCUGAAUAUAUGUGGGUCUCAUUUCAAAGGCAAUAUGACUUGUGUGGCUCAUGAAUUUACAUUUCUUGUUUACUGUCACACUUCACUUCAGUAUAGGGAUAUUGAGAGUGAAACUGCGAGCAAAUCUUUUCUUGCGCGCACACAUACACACGCAAAUUGGAUGUUCUUCUCUUAGCAGCUUGGGGUUUAAUUUCUUGUGGUGACACUUCGGAAGUAAAACAUUACUAUUAGGUCAAUAUAAAUGA